GGUGAACACCUUUGGCAUAUUUCUGUGUGUGCUGCGACGAGGAAACCCUCUCUAGCCAGAAGCCCUGCAGCGAGAUGUCACUUCAUGAUCUGCUGGCCACUGUUGGGGGCUUCACUGUCUCUUUCUGCCUGCUGAGACUCUUAUGGAAAUGUUGGUGUUUGUACAGCGAGUUCAUUCUAUCAGAGCACUGGCAGGUGGAUCUGAGGACCUAUGGAAAAUGGGCAGUUGUCACCGGCGCCACAUCUGGUAUCGGUAAAGCGUACGCUGAAGAGCUGGCACGGAGAGGUCUGGAUGUUGUUUUGGUAAGCAGAUCCGAUCUCAAGCUUCAGAGAGUGGCCAAAGAGAUCGAGAAUAAGUUUGGACGAAAGACUCGUAUCAUCCAAGCGGACUUCGCAGAAGGGGACAGCAUCUACCCUGCCAUAGCGGAUGCACUGCGAGACCUGGAGAUUGGAAUUCUGGUCAACAACGUGGGAAUGAUGUACAACGAGCACUUUGCCUAUUUUCUGGAUUGUGGACCAGAUGCAGCAAAGAGAAUCACUCAGGUUUUGAACUGCAACAUGAUGUCUGUCACCCAGAUGACCAGACUGGUUCUUCCAGACAUGGUUGCAAGAAAAACAGGGUUGAUCAUUAAUCUCUCAUCUAUAACUGGUGUGCGCCCACAGCCUUUGCUGAGUCUUUAUUCCGCCACGAAGGCCUUUGUGAUAUUUUUCUCUCGGUGUCUGCAAGCUGAGUACAAGUCAAAAGGAGUCACUAUUCAGUGCGUGGCCCCCUCCUUGGUGUCCACCAACAUGACCCACAACAUAAAGGUCAACUGCUGUGUGAAGAGCGCCUCAGCCUUCGCCCGCGAGGCCCUGAACACCGUGGGUCAGUCCAGCUACACCAACGGCUGCCUGUCACACGCGCUGCAGAACGUGGCUCUCGCAUUGUUCCUGCCGGACUGGCUUCGCUUGUCGACUUACUUUGUCAAGAAACAGAUAAACUCGAAGUUUGUAGAACAGCUGAAAUAAAGAGAGGAGAAGCGUCAGUGGAAAAGGAGGGGCUGUCAGGAAACAUGCUCAGCCUACUUUAAGUAUGAAUGACAUGAAUGUUUGUCUUUAUCAGAUGGGCGGCGUCAGUUUGUUCCAUCAGAUGAAACAACAAAAGUAACUGUGUAGUUGUAGUUUAAGUGCCAGCAAAAAAAAUCCAGACUGUGAGAGUGACAUUUUGACAACACGCACACCGAAAACUGGGGAUUUUGCGACUUGAGAAGAUUUUUGCCGACAUUAUCGAUACAAUGUUUGUUGGAGCUGUUUGUGAAUCAUGCAAAAACUCUUGAAUGUGAACAUUUGUGUACACGCAUGCUUUUAACAUUAAACUUAAGAAAAAAAAAAAA
Molecule: messenger RNA, 1372 nt
Organism: Salarias fasciatus (jewelled blenny)
Lineage: Eukaryota; Metazoa; Chordata; Actinopteri; Blenniiformes; Blenniidae
Gene: hsd20b2
Product: hydroxysteroid (20-beta) dehydrogenase 2
Exons: 11
Coding region: 75-1007 (310 amino acids)
Cellular component (GO): endoplasmic reticulum
Molecular function (GO): oxidoreductase activity
Source: RefSeq, a predicted model, not a curated record